UUUCUCUAAAAAUAAAAAUUUUGUUUCAGGAUAUAUGGAUCCAACUGCCAUAUUUUGGUUUAUUUAUUCGUUUUAUUUGGCUACUUUCAUUUGGAAUUUUUAUUUAACUUUGCGACAAUAUAAUGUUUAUCGUAAAACUGAAACUAGGCCAGAGAAAGUUAGUGGAAUUAUUUCAAACGAGGAUUUUGUAAAGGCUCGAAACUAUAAUUUAGACAAAAUGCAUUUUGGAUUUUAUGAAAUUGCAUUUGGAAAAGCCUUAUCUACAAUAAUUCUUUUUUGUAAUUUGAUUCCCUGGCUAUGGUCAAUUUGUGGAAGAUAUGGACAAAUUAUAUGGCCUAGGAGUGGAGAGAUCUUUCAAUCCGUUCUUUUCAUUGUUUCUUCCUCCGUUUUCGAAACAGUUAUAGAACUGCCUUUUUCAUAUUAUGAAACGUUUUAUGUUGAACAGAAGCAUGGAUUUAAUAAAGAGACUGUGCCUUUCUUCUUCAAGGACCGAGCCAAAAAACUUUGUUUAAGUCUUUUAAUUUCAUCGCCUCUUGUGGCAGCAGUUGUGUGGAUUGUACAUUGGGGUGGACAAUAUUUUUAUAUUUAUGUUUGGGCUUUUGUUUCUGUAUUUAUCUUUUUGAUGAUGUUUAUCUAUCCAGAAUUUAUUGCCCCACUCUUUGAUAAAUACACUCCUCUUCCAGAAAGCGAAUUGAAAACAAAAAUUGAGGCUCUAGCUAAUAAAGUUGAAUUUCCUCUUAAGAAACUUUACGUUGUAGAAGGAUCUAAACGUUCAUCUCACAGCAAUGCGUAUAUGUAUGGAUUUUGGAAAAAUAAAAGAAUUGUGCUUUAUGAUACGCUUCUUAGCGAGGAGAUGAAUAAAAGAUUGAAACAGGAUGAUCAGAAAAAACCCGAACUGGAAACUACACCUAAAAAUGAGAAAGAUACAAUCAUAACAAGUUCAGAGACAGCUGAAGGAGAAACAAAUGCAGAAACACCUGAUAAAACAUUGGAGGGAGAACCAACUUCGAAGACAACAGAGGAGAAAGUUCAGAAAACCACUAGCGAGGAACAACCCAAACGCAGUUUAGGUAUGGCAGAUGAUGAAAUUGUAGCCGUUCUGGGGCACGAAUUGGGGCACUGGCGUGAGUACCAUUCGAUGUGGCUGUUAUUUUCUACUGAGUUGAAUAUGCUUACUUUGCUUUUUGUCUUUGGUUUUUUAUACCGCGAACCCAAUCUAUAUUCGGCAUUUGGUUUCCCCUUAUCAGCACAACAACCUGCUCUAAUUGGAAUUCUUCUUGUCAGUCAAUAUGUUUUUGCACCUUACAAUGAACUAAUGUCUGUAAUUAUGAGUUUUAUGACGCGACAAUUUGGCGCGGAUGCCUUCGCGGCUCGAUUGGGAUUCGUCUCGCAGCUGAGCACUGGACUUGUUAAACUGGGCAAGGACAAUCUGUCUCUUCCUAUCAACGAUUGGCUCUACUCUGCUUGCAAUCAUUCACAUCCUCCGAUUCUUGAAAGAUUAGAAGCGCUUAAGAAAUUUAAAUGA
This is a messenger RNA of Meloidogyne enterolobii, 1525 nucleotides long. Lineage: Eukaryota; Metazoa; Nematoda; Chromadorea; Rhabditida; Meloidogynidae. The record is from the annotation of a GenBank genome assembly.